CUGCACAGCAAACUGCUUUCUCCUAUUCACACACUUCCGCGCUGCCACGUCGACAAGCCAACUCAGUACUCUUCCUUUCUAUUCUCUCCUUCGCUGCAUAGGGUUCGCGGGUCGCUUCUACACACAAUGGCGCAGUCGGGGUAUUCGAAUCCGCUGAAGAAAUUCAAGCUUGUGUUUCUGGGGGAGCAGAGCGUGGGCAAGACGUCGUUGAUCACACGGUUCAUGUACGAUUCAUUCGACAACACAUAUCAGGCGACCAUCGGCAUAGACUUCUUGUCAAAGACAAUGUACCUCGAAGACCGCACCGUCCGCCUGCAGCUCUGGGAUACCGCCGGCCAAGAACGCUUCCGCUCGCUCAUCCCCUCCUACAUCCGCGACUCGUCCGUUGCCGUUGUUGUCUAUGACAUUACCAACAAAAAGACCUUCGAGAACACUCGCAAAUGGGUCGAUGACGUGCGGGGCGAGCGUGGCAACGACGUGAUCAUCGUGCUGGUAGGCAACAAGACAGAUUUGAACGACAAGCGGGAAGUCACGACGCAGCAGGGCGAGGAGGAGGCCAAGAAGAAUAAUUUGAUGUUCAUCGAGACGAGCGCAAAGGUCGGGCACAACGUUAAGACAUUGUUUAAGAGGAUCGCGCAGGCACUGCCGGGGAUGGAAGGGGAGGGGCAGCAGGGGCAGAGUCAGAUGAUCGACGUCAACAUCAACCCGAGCCAACCACAGGAAUCGAGCUCCUGCCAAUGUUAGGCAUUCCUCCGAGCAGUUAUCUUUUGCCUUCGCUUAGACUUUGUUGUAUCUAUUCGGGUUCUUUUGCGUGUUGAGCAGACGACAUUGUGAGCAAGGCGUUUGGGCAUGGACUGUAUCUCGAGCAUGCAAAGCACGACUUUGGGAGACCUGGCAGUUGUAAUUUGUAGUAUACCAAGCAUUCGAGCGCUUCAUGACUGUACACUGCCUCCACGCUGUGCUUGUGAGGGAUGAGCGGCCCCCGACUCACGCUUCGGUCCGGAUAUGGUAUCGUCAUUCAGAUCGCCAUCUAUACCACCCGUCGAUACCGCGUAUCAUGCCAUCCCAAAACGCCGGCCAGCAACUCGACCAGACCAAUAGCACGCGAUAC
Molecule: messenger RNA, 1111 nt
Organism: Trematosphaeria pertusa
Lineage: Eukaryota; Fungi; Ascomycota; Dothideomycetes; Pleosporales; Trematosphaeriaceae
Product: ras-domain-containing protein
Exons: 5
Coding region: 127-744 (205 amino acids)
Molecular function (GO): GTP binding; GTPase activity
Source: RefSeq, a predicted model, not a curated record